Molecule: messenger RNA, 621 nt
Organism: Acanthosepion pharaonis
Lineage: Eukaryota; Metazoa; Mollusca; Cephalopoda; Sepiida; Sepiidae
Source: the annotation of a GenBank genome assembly
AUGAACACAAGCAAGAAUGUUAGACAUACGAAAAUAUUCAUCAGAAUAGUAGAGCAUUCUUUCUAUAAAAUCUCUCUCUCUCUCUCUCUCUUCCUGCCUCAUGUUCUAUCUAUCUAUCUAUCUAUCUAUCUAUCUAUCUAUCUAUCGCAGUCUGUUCAUAUCUAUCUAUCUAUCUAUCUAUCUAUCUAUCUAUCUAUCUAUCACUUCCGUUACCCUAUCUAUCUAUCUAUCUCAUUCUUUUCACGUCUAUCAAUCUAUUUUUUCUGUUCAUUCUAUCUAUCUAUUUAUCUAAGUCAUUUCUUUCAUGUCUAUCAAUCUAUGCUAUCUAUAUAUCUAUCUAUCUAUCUAUCUAUCUAUCUAUCUAUCUAUCUAUCUAUCACUUCCGUUACCCUAUCUAUCUAUCUAUCUAUCUAUCUAUCUAUCUAUCUAUCUAUCUAUCUCUGUUGGUCUAUUUUCACUGGAGACGUUCUUAGUCGCCAUCCAGCAUUUCUUUAUUGCGAAAUUCUCUUUCAGACAACGUCGUCGUUUUCAAAGCAAUAUGUACACGGAUGUGUUCAUGACAACAUUGCUUGGAAUAAUAUACUGGAGGAAAAGAAAAAGCGGAUCCGUAUGACCGAUUAA